AUGAUAAAGCUUUUUUGUGGGAUUGUCGGUGUGCCGGGACGCGUACUCUCUGUAGAUAUCGACGUAAAUCAGUCCGUGGGAGACUUAAAAAAGGCAAUUCAGGUGAAGAAACCGAACGAGUUGAAGAACGUCGAUGCAGACGAGUUGCAGCUCUUCCUCGCAAAAACGACGGACGGCAAGUGGCUGUCGGACGAAGACCUGCUGAGCUAG
Peronospora belbahrii is the source of this 210-nucleotide messenger RNA. Lineage: Eukaryota; Oomycota; Peronosporomycetes; Peronosporales; Peronosporaceae. The record is from the annotation of a GenBank genome assembly.